AUGGAUGUACCUGAAUUAGAGCACUGUCUAUUUUAUAAUUGGUUAAUUAAUGAUUUUAUUGAUUUAUACUUGAAAGCUCAAAACAUUUGUUCAUUAGUUCUCGUUCCAUCAUCAAAUGUAACAAAGUAUGAUUAUAAUAGAGAAUUCGUUGAAUCACAUUUAUUUCGCUCAUCACCAUUAUUCAAAGGAAAACAUAUUAGUUUAAAUCUAAAAUAUGAAAUAUCAGUUGAAGAUAAUCGUACAAUUCAUAUUUAUAAGCCAACGACAGAUAAAUUAAUUAAAAUAUUAGAUCAAGAAAAUGUUUUUGAUAGUUCAACACAGCGUUCAUAUAUCAUAUUAAUUAUUGAUCGACCAUUAAAUUCUACCUCGACAUUAACAUCACCAAUAACAUCAAAAUCGAAAUAUACAUUUCAUCUAACAACAGCUAGUUAUGAAACAGCAUUUAUCUUCUUAGAUGCUCUACGUCCUAUUGAAGAUUUGUUUACAAAAUUACGAACAAGUUUACUUCUAUUUAUCGAAACAUAUGUUAUCUUACCAAAUUUUAUCGAUGAUGCUGUUAAUAAACUAAAUCAUUUAUGGAUAAAUUUCGUUAAUGAAGCUUGUCAGAUAUUGAAUAUUGACUCAUCAGCAACAUUCAGAAAAUCACCGUAUGUACAAUUAACAACACGACAAGAUAUUGAAUUAGCAAGUGAGAUAUUUAUAACCGGAAAUGUGUACACAAAAAAUUGGCCAGCUGUAAUAACAUAUACAGAAAUGAAAGAUGAUCGGUUAUCUCAAGAAAUUUUAAAAUAUCAAUGUAAAACUGCUAUUCGUUCAUCAACAGCAGAAGCAACGACUGGCGAUAAUUAUACACCAGUAUUAGCAGAACUUAAAAAACUAGACUAUCUUAAAUCAUCAUUUGAAAAAGCAGCAUGUAUUCGAUCAACAUUAGACUUACUAUUAGCAACAAUGAUACAACAACAACAACAGCAGCAGCAGUCGACUGAAAAUGGUGUAACAGUUAAAUAUACAAAAAAUCAACCACAACAACCCAUUGCAGCGGAUGAUACAUUAACAUCAUUUAUUGAUCUAUUAACACAAUCAGAUAUGAAAAAUAUUGUAGCGCAUGAAUACUAUACAAUUACGUUCAAAUUUUUACCAUUACCUCAAGAUGUUGAUUAUGCUGUAACAACAUUUCGAGCGUCAAUCGAAUAUUUAAGUGAAAAAAAAUUUCUGUUAAAUUAUUAG
Messenger RNA from Didymodactylos carnosus, 1227 nucleotides. NCBI's taxonomy places the organism in Eukaryota, Metazoa, Rotifera, Eurotatoria, Philodinida, Philodinidae. The record is from the annotation of a GenBank genome assembly.